AUGCAAAAAUGGAUUUAUAUUUUUAAAGGCAAUGUUUACUUGUAUAUUUUUUUAAUCAAAAACAAAAAGGGGGAAAUAGAAGGUAUAUUACUCUUUUUAUUAGUAAAUAUAUUAUAUUAUAAUACACUAGGAGUAAUAACAUUUAAGAAGCCUAAUUGUUAUAUGUUGAAAAUGGAAAAGAUAAAAUAUUAUGAAAAAUUAAAAUUUUAUAAUUAUGUUCCAGUAAAUAAAGAACUAAAGGCAUGUUGUAUAUCAUGUCCUGAUACUGAAAAAUAUGAACUUGAAUUAAAUGAACAAUUGGAAGAGGAAUUAAAAAAUGUAUUUCAAGGUAACAUAUUAGAUCAAAUUCAUGCAAAAAAUAUAAAUGCUGAUUUGAAAAGAGAUUUACAAAAAAAAAUGAAUAUUCUAUCUAAAAGAACAGAUAAAGCAAUUAUCGAACUAAUUAAAAGGAAAAUAAAUGACAAUAAAAAUAAUCAAACUAUUUAUAAUGAAAAUGAAGAUGAUGAGAAUACAUGUAUGACUUUAGAUCUUAACAAAAAUAAUGAUGCCAAAUUUGGUCAUAUUUUACAUGAAACUAUUAAUAAAUUGGAUAACAUGGAUGAAUCAGAUUAA
Molecule: messenger RNA, 612 nt
Organism: Plasmodium yoelii
Lineage: Eukaryota; Apicomplexa; Aconoidasida; Haemosporida; Plasmodiidae
Product: pre-mRNA-splicing factor CWF18, putative
Exons: 1
Coding region: 1-612 (203 amino acids)
Cellular component (GO): post-mRNA release spliceosomal complex; U2-type spliceosomal complex
Source: RefSeq, a predicted model, not a curated record